This is a messenger RNA of Trypanosoma theileri, 675 nucleotides long. RefSeq lists its product as uncharacterized. The transcript has a single exon. The record is from RefSeq and is a predicted model, not a curated record. Lineage: Eukaryota; Euglenozoa; Kinetoplastea; Trypanosomatida; Trypanosomatidae. The annotation marks the transcript as partial.
AUGGGAGAACCAGGUGGUCCUGGAACGCCAUCACAACUACAACAACAACUUCAAGGAGGCGGUCAAGGUCACGUUGCAGGAGAGGAAAUAAAAGAUGGUCUUGCUGAACGUAAGCCCGAUGCAACUGAAAACGGGGAUAGUGAUGAAAACUCUUCACUGAACCAACAGGGUGAAGAAGAACUUCAUCAAACAGCAAAAGUCCAAUCAGAUAUUACGAACCUUUCCCUUAUCGCAAAGCAAUCCGCUACUCAAGAAAUUGCUGGACCCCAAGGUCCUACUGUUACUUCUACUACUGCUAUUACUACUAGUAGUCCUGCUGAUCCUCUUGGUACGUCGUCAGAAAAAGAAACACUUGGAGUACAACGUGGGAGUGAAAAGGAUGGACACGAUACAGUGGACUCCGCUAAUUCACAGAGCCAGAAUAUCAACGCUGAGGAACAGGCGUCUGAACAUACACAGUCUAAAGAAGGUAUUGAUACACAAUUAAAUGCUGAGAAUGGCACUACAACUGCAGGAAGUGAAUCAACAAACAACACAGGUGAUGUGGGUAAUACAGAUACAACCACCACCACCACCACAACAACAACAACAACACUUCCUCCUGAACUCACAAACAACAAGAAGGGUGAUGCAGACAGCAGCAGCAGUAUCAGCAGUUCUGUGUGGGUGCGUGUA